GUGUGUACUGUGUGUGUACUGUGUGUACUGUGUGUGUACUGUGUGUGUAGGUGUGGAAGGCGGUGGGAUGGAGGCUGAUCGCCCUGUCGCUAGGCCUCUACGGGCUCCUCUAUGUCUACGAGCGGCUGACGUGUACUGUGUGUGUACUGUGUGUGUACUGUGUGUACUGUGUGUGUACUGUGUGUGUAGGUGUGGAAGGCGGUGGGAUGGAGGCUGAUCGCCCUGUCGCUAGGCCUCUACGGGCUCCUCUAUGUCUACGAGCGGCUGACGUGGACUGUGUGUGUACUGUGUGUGUACUGUGUAGGUGUGGAAGGCGGUAGGCUGGAGGCUGAUCGCCCUGUCGCUAGGCCUCUACGGGCUCCUCUAUGUCUACGAGCGGCUGACGUGGACCUCGCGUGCCAAGGAGCGUGCCUUCAAGCGCCAGUUCGUGGACUACGCUGCCGACAAGCUCCACAUGCUGGUCAGCUUCACCGGGGCCAACUGCAGCCACCAGGUCCAGCAGGAGCUGGCAGGCACGUUUGCCCGCCUGUGUGAGCAGGUGAGCUGCACCCGGCAGGAGCUGCAGGUCGAGGUGCAGCAGCUGGAGGGUCGCAUCGAGAGGUUGGACAGCGUCCAAUCACGCGCCAAGCUCCUACGCAACAAGGCUGGCUGGCUGGACAGUGAGCUACAGAUGUUCUCUCGCCAGUACCUGCAGCCUGCUCCCUAGGCCGCUCGCAGCUCCAACCCAGCCGGCGCCAUCACCCUGGUGCACGGCACCCUGGGAGAUAGCGCCCUGGUUCAUAGCCACAUAUUGUCAUCCACAACCACCAGCACCACCACCACAACCACCAGCACCACCACAACCACAACCACCAGCACCACCACAACCACCGCCACAACCACCAGCACCACCACCACC
Messenger RNA from Petromyzon marinus (sea lamprey), 898 nucleotides. RefSeq names its product mitofusin-2-like. Lineage: Eukaryota; Metazoa; Chordata; Hyperoartia; Petromyzontiformes; Petromyzontidae. Gene Ontology annotation, molecular function: GTPase activity. Gene Ontology annotation, cellular component: mitochondrial outer membrane. The record is from RefSeq and is a predicted model, not a curated record. Gene Ontology annotation, biological process: mitochondrion localization; mitochondrial fusion.